Messenger RNA from Bradysia coprophila, 2445 nucleotides. RefSeq names its product TBC1 domain family member 5 (gene TBC1D5). Gene Ontology annotation, biological process: activation of GTPase activity. Gene Ontology annotation, molecular function: GTPase activator activity. The record is from RefSeq and is a predicted model, not a curated record. NCBI's taxonomy places the organism in Eukaryota, Metazoa, Arthropoda, Insecta, Diptera, Sciaridae.
CUCACGACUGUGAUGACAGCUCGGCUCGGUUUGUUGUUUUCGAUAAUAGUGGUUGGAAAUUGAUUCAUCUACAGAAUUUAAAAUAAUUACGGCAAAAGACGGUAUAGUUUAUCUAGCAUUCGCUCGAAGAGGAUGUUGGUGGAGCAAUCAGAAUGGAUUUGAGCACAAAAGAUAGUCUGAACAGUGACCGAGAGACCCCGAAUCGUAGUAGUGAUAUGGAACAAGAUAACUCAACUUGUAAACAAAGAAAGGAAGGACAACAAUUUUUAUCAUCUGUACAAAAAUAUGUGAGAGAAUGGACUGAAUUGUCGUCAAUAUGUGAGGAUCAUACACUGAAAAGGCUUCGUGAAGUGUCGAUUGAUGGCCAAUUAAAAGUAUCGAAAUUCCGUAGUGUCUGCUGGGCUCUACUUUUGGAUGUGCUUAGUGGUAAUUACAAGUCUUGGGUUAUUCAAAGACGUAUGGACCGAGCAAAGUACAAAAAAUUGAAAGAGACUCACAGCCUAAAUCCCCACCAAGCGCUUAGUAACAACAUCCAAGAUGAUCCAUUGUCACAAUCCCAACAGAGCAUUUGGAACCAGCAUUUUUGUGAUAAGGAACUAUGUGCCGUAAUUAAACAAGAUGUAGUCCGUACAUUUCCUGGAGUGGAAUUUUAUCGGAAACCGUUCAUUCAGGAGAUCAUGAUUAACAUUCUGUUCUGCUAUGCACGCGAAAAUGCAAUGAUGUGCUACCGACAGGGUAUGCACGAAAUCCUUGCACCAAUUCUAUUCGUUUUGCAUUCGGACCAUCAAGCGUUUUUGCAUUUCCGCGACGGUUCGCAUGAACAAAUUGGCUCGAAUUUGAUUGAAGUGUUAAAUCCGGACUUUCUGGAAGAGGAUAGCUAUUUUAUAUUCGCAAAAAUAAUGCGGGGCAUCGAAUCGUACUAUCGCAUAAAUGAUUUGAUUCCGUCAUCGUCCGGUUAUUUUCCAGCUACGCCGACGACGCCCCAAGAUGAUCUCAACAAAUCAAAACUGGAAGUGGUGGGACAGUUAAAUUUCAUACGUGAUAAAAUCCUGGCGAAAGAAGAUCUCCAACUGCAUAAUCAUCUGAUCAAGUUGGAUAUUCCGUUGCCGAUUUUUGGAAUUCGCUGGCUUCGUUUACUGUUUGGCCGUGAAUUUCCACUACAAGACUUAUUAGUCCUAUGGGAUGCAAUAUUUGCUGUAGGCAAUCAGUUUGAGUUAACGAAUUUUAUUGUUGUUGCAAUGCUGAUCGGAAUUCGACAUCAAUUGAUGUCAGGAGAUUACACAACAUCAUUAACCUAUUUGAUGAAAUAUCCCGGAAACGUUGAUAUAUCACUGAUAAUCCGACACGCUUUGCACAUUCAAUCACCGGAUGUCUACGAGCGACCAGUGUGUCUAUCCCUGGCAUCAGAAACGCCGCCACGAAAACAAUCGAAAAGUUUCUCCUUCACCACAAAAUCAACAACCCUUCCACGUCGGCAAAGCGACACUACCUCGAAUACGAACAGGGAAAACGGACGGAAACACACUCUCAGCCAUGAUGAUGGUCAAGCCAAGUUAGUCAAUGCAGCAUUGGUCAAAUCGGCUAAUGAUGAAUUAGUUCAAAUGCGUCUGAAGAACAUUCAAAAUGCCACCGCACUGGCAGCAAUGAGAAUUUCUCAACAAUCGCUGUCUUAUCAGGGCUAUGGUGAACACGAUCCGGGAAUCGUAGAUGGUUUUUUGGAGGAUAGUCCGGAAGUUUUGCGUAUUCAGCUCGACAAUGCACAAGCUGUGAUGUCUAUCAGUCGGUUGAAGUUACUCAAUUAUUUGAAGGUACUGCGAAAGCAUUUACCAGGCAAUUCCACUGAUGAAGUCCAUCAGGCAAUGGACGGCAUUGAGGAGUUGUGCUCGCUUCUUAAAACCGAAUCUAAACCGCCCUAUGUUAAACCGUUGCCAGUCGAACGAGCAUUCGAAGCAAAUGAAGCGGCGUCAAAGCAAAAACAAAAUGAACAAAAAGACUCGGUGCCUUCGAAGCGAUCGUCCAUGUCCGAUACGAUGACUGAUAGGAACGUUACGGAAGACAAACGACUCUCAACAAAAUCGUCAAGAACUCAAUCAACUUGCCAGUCAAUCGACGCAUCAAUAGAUGAUGUGGAGAGAGUGAGAAAGUCACGGUAUGAAAUACCAGACAAUCAACUCAGCAGAAAGGCAGUGAAUAUUUUAGCUGGGAAGAAGGAGGUAGAGAUGCUCGAAUUCUACACAGGUGACGAAGACAAAAGCGAAUGUGAUGACAGAAAAUUGGUCCCUAAUAUUGACCCGUCCGGUGAUAGAUAUUCUCCGGAAAAUAUUUAGUUUUUAGAUUAUUCAAUGAGCCAAGAAAUAAGUUUUUUUUUCAUAUUAUAAAUAGAGAAAAUAGAGUUGAGAAAAUGUGAAGAAAUAUUUUUCCGACAAUAAAAGUUUGUUGCAUUUA